Messenger RNA from Chiloscyllium plagiosum (whitespotted bambooshark), 641 nucleotides. The record is from RefSeq and is a predicted model, not a curated record. NCBI's taxonomy places the organism in Eukaryota, Metazoa, Chordata, Chondrichthyes, Orectolobiformes, Hemiscylliidae.
AUGGAGGAGCUCCAGGUGUAUAAUCGGCGUCUGCUCCACAACAUCCUGCCGAAAGACGUGGCUGCUCACUUCCUUGCCUGUGAACGGCGGAAUGACGAGCUCUAUUACCAGUCGUGUGAGUGCGUUGCUGUCAUGUUCGCUUCCAUCAGCAACUUCUCAGAGUUUUACGUGGAGCUGGAGGCAAACAACGAGGGGGUGGAGUGUCUCCGUCUCCUGAACGAAAUCAUCGCUGAUUUCGACGAGCUGGUGCUGUUCCCCAGCGAUCUGGGCGAACGGCCUGCCUCAUUUUCCCCCAUCGCCCUGUCUCUGCAGGAAGCAUUCGGCAAGGCGGUCAAACUGGUGGGCUCAGAGUUCCUGGACAGGCUCCAGUACUACCACACAGUGUGGCUACCUGCUCGUUCACUGGUCCAGGAGUCAAUUCGGGAACGCUUCAAGGUUGACAAUUCCGGGGAGAUCGUGGUCCUGGGGAAGGGGGGCUGUCCCUGGAAGGAGCACAUCUUUGAGCUGGAGAAGGAGCUGAAGAUCGGGACUCCCAUCAAGUUUGUGCUGUUCACGGACCAGCAGGGUCAGUGGAGAGUCCAGUGUGUCCCUCAGCAUCCACACUCAUUCCAGGACAGGUGAGUGCUCACGGUGACCGGUCA